AUGCAAAUUUAUUUUCGUGCUCAACACUUUGCUUUUAGAAAACAGAUUUCUUUUGCCGGAUCUUUUUUACAACCUUUAGUACAAAUUAGAAAUUCAUCGAGUGAUAAUAAUGCCGAAGAAAAGCCAAUUUUGCUGGUUGGACAACAUGACGUGGCAGUUAUACAAGAAAGUGAAGUAGACCUUGCCUCAAAAAACGAUAUGGAGAAGAUUCGAGAUCAGAGUUUACAAUAUAAAUUGAGAGACAAGACACGACAAUUUAUCGACCUGAUGUAUGUUAUGGUUAAGGGAGGUGCCGGGGGUGAUGGCUGUGUUGCUUUUAGUCGGGAAAAGUAUGUUUCAAAGGUACCCCCUUCAGGUGGUAAUGGAGGGCGGGGAGGGAAUGUUAUCUUUGUCGCGUCAUCAAAUCAUUCUUCAUUGCAUUCCAUUAGCAAGAACAUCACUGCGGGUAGAGGUCAUAAUGGCGAAGGGAAUAUGAAACAUGGCUCAGCUGGUAAAGAUGUUAUAAUACAAGUUCCUUUGGGAACCAUUGUUAGAGAGGUUGACCCAUUAUUAAAUAAAAGACAAUCAAAAAAAAUUAAUGAAGAUCAAAUAAAUGACGAAAAUCUUGACGAAGAAACGAAACUUGCAAAAAAGAGAGUAGCGACUUGGGUUCAUUACCCUCGAUAUAAUGAGAAAAAUCCUUUAAGUUCAUUCUUUAUCGAAGCCGAAAAAAUGAUUGAGCAAGAUGAAGGGUAUAACAGGGUUCUUAAAGCUAAGGAUGCAAAUAAUAAUCUUUUUUUGGAUCUUUCCGUGCCAAAUGGUCAAUAUAUAGUUGCACAUGGAGGUUUAGGCGGAAAAGGAAAUCCACAUUUUUUAACGAAUGCAAAUCGUUCUCCAAAGUAUGCGACAAAAGGACAGGAAGGGCAAGUAAAAUAUCUUGAAUUAGAACUGAAAGCAAUAGCUGAUGCAGGAUUGGUGGGCCUACCAAAUGCGGGAAAAAGUACUUUCCUUACGGCUGUUUCUAACGCUCAUCCAAAGAUCGCACCUUAUCCUUUUACAACUCUCAAUCCUUACAUUGGUACGGUGGAUUAUUCUGAUAGGUUUCAAUUAACCGUUGCUGAUAUCCCUGGAAUAAUCCAAGGUGCUCAUAAAAACAUCGGAUUAGGACAUUCCUUCCUUAGGCAUAUAGAACGUUCGAAAGUUCUUGUUUAUGUCGUUGAUUUAUCAGGAAAUCAACCAUGGGAAGAAUGGUAUAUUUUACAAAGUGAAUUAGAAAAAUAUCGACCGGGACUUACAAAACGUUCAUCUUUGAUUGUUGCAAAUAAGGCAGAUAUAACUGAAAAAUCCAAAGAAAAUUUUCCGAUUUUUGAAGCAAAAGUUAAGGAAAUGUUUAAAGAAGAAAUUGUAAUCGUACCAGUUUCUGCGAAAUACAAAAAAAAUAUCGUCAAAGUAACAACAUUGUUAAGACAAAUGGUUGAAAAAAGAGAAUUAAUUACCUGUAAAUAA
This is a messenger RNA of Funneliformis caledonium, 1485 nucleotides long. Lineage: Eukaryota; Fungi; Glomeromycota; Glomeromycetes; Glomerales; Glomeraceae. The record is from the annotation of a GenBank genome assembly.